AUGCCUUUUUAUUUUUUAAUGAUUAUUCAACGUAUAGUUAAGUUUUUUAUUAGUUUUUGGACUUUUAUUUUUGUUACAAUACGUGGAUCGAGAAAAAAACUUAUUCAAUUUCAAUCAGUAAAAUAUUAUAAUUGUCCUCUACAACCAAUAUCAAUUCAUCGAUUACAUUUUUUGCCUAAGAAGAUUUUGGUAUUAGAUCUAGAUGAAACUUUAAUUCAUUCUCAUCAUGAUGGUUUUUCACGUAAUAUAGCAACUAAACCAAGUGGACCGCCAGAUUUUAUAGUUCGUGUUGAAAUUGAAAGACAUCCUGUACGUUUUUUUGUUUAUAAACGACCACAUGUUGAUUAUUUUCUUGAAGCAGUAAGUAAAUGGUAUGAACUUGUUAUAUUUACUGCGUCCAUGGAAAUUUAUGGUUCAGCUGUCACGGAUAAAUUAGAUAAUAAUCGAAAUAUGCUCUCACGUCGAUAUUUUCGUCAACAUUGUACGCUAGAAUACGGUGCAUAUUCAAAAGAUUUAUCUGUUAUUAAUAAAGAUCUGUCACAAAUAUUUAUUUUGGAUAAUAGUCCUAUAGCUUAUCGUUGUUGUCCACUGAAUGCCAUUCCAAUUAAAUCAUGGUUUUUUGAUCCAACAGAUACAUGUCUAUUAUCGUUACUUCCAUUUCUUGAUGCAUUACGAUUUUGUCAUGAUGUUCGUUCUGUAUUAGCAAUGAACUUACAUUUACAUCAAAAUCAAAUGAUAACAAGCACAAAUUCACUAACAACACAAGUUAUUCCAUUUUCUACGCAAUAA
Molecule: messenger RNA, 789 nt
Organism: Adineta steineri
Lineage: Eukaryota; Metazoa; Rotifera; Eurotatoria; Adinetida; Adinetidae
Source: the annotation of a GenBank genome assembly